AUGGCUAAUGAUACGAUGGCCUUGCAGAUUUUGCAAACCACCGUGACUGAUCAAAUCUUCUCAUGCAUUGCGCCAACAACAACAUUUGAAGAGGCAUGGGAGGCUUUGAAGACUGAAUAUAAAGGAUCUAUGCAAGUUCGUUUGAUUAAACUUCAAGCGUUGCGUAGGGAAUACGAAAAUCUGAAGAUGUACGAUGGAGAAAACAUCAAAUCAUUCACCGAUAAGUUGAUUGUCUUUGAGAAUCAAUUAACUUAUCAUGGAGAAAAGAAAACAAAUUCUCAAAUCAUUCAGAAGAUACUCAUCUCUCUCCCAGCCAAGUUUGAUAGCAUUGUUAGUGUUUUGGAGCAAACUCGCGACUUGGAUUCAUUAACGAUGACAGAGCUAAUCGGAGCAUUCAAUGUUCGCACAAAGGCAAGAAAAACCGGUUCCAAACAAGACAACACUAAAAGCCGUGGGAAUCAAGGCAAGAAGUGGUGUGAGUUUUGCAAGAGAAACAACCACACAAACGAAGAGUGUUGGAAGAAACCGAAGGAGAACGAUCAAAGAAAGAAUAACAAGAGCAAUAUUAAGUGUUACAAUUGUGGUAAGAUCGGCCACUACUCAAACAAGUGUCGCUCAAAGAAGAAAGAGAGGGCACAUGUGAGUCUCGAAGAAGAAGACUCGAGUGAUAAAGAUCACAUGUUGUUUACCGCAAGUGAAAUCGAAGCAGCAACAAAAGAAGAUGUCUGGUUAGUAGACAGUGGAUGCACUAACCAUAUGACUAAGGAGGAGGGAUAUUUCUCUAAACUUGAAAAGAGUGUCAAAGUUCCGAUAAAAGUCGGCAAUGGAGAAAUAGUCAUGACAGCCAGUAAAGGAGAUGUUACCAUCAUGACAAACAAUGGCAAGAAGAUCAUUCAAAACGUGUUUUUGGUGCCUGGCUUGGAGAAAAAUCUAUUGAGUUUUCCUCAAAUCAUUUCAAGCGGCUAUCGAGUGAGUUUUGAAGACAAGAGAUGCAUCAUACUUGAUGCAAAAGGCAAGAAGAUAAUGGAGAUUCCAAUGAGUCACAAAAGUUUCAGAAUCAAGUUGAGAAUGGUUUAA
Messenger RNA from Eutrema salsugineum, 1077 nucleotides. RefSeq lists its product as uncharacterized. Gene Ontology annotation, molecular function: zinc ion binding; nucleic acid binding. The record is from RefSeq and is a predicted model, not a curated record. Lineage: Eukaryota; Viridiplantae; Streptophyta; Magnoliopsida; Brassicales; Brassicaceae. Bases 1 to 1077 code for a protein of 358 amino acids. The transcript has 2 exons.